AUGGCACAUUCCAAUUUUGGGGAGGACUUCUUGAAGAAUUUCAAAAUUCCAAAGUAUGUACUAGUGCCAAAAUCAGAGUGUGAAAAUGUACCUGAUGUACCCGAGUGUCCAGUUUUAGUGUUUAUCAACUCCAGAAGUGGUGGUCAGCUAGGUGGGGAUCUUCUUGUAACGUACCGUUCCCUUCUCAAUGAAACUCAGGUUUUUGAUUUGGGGGAAGAGACUCCUGAUAAGGUGCUGAGCCGAAUCUAUGCCAAUCUGGAAAAACUCAAGCAGAAUGGGGAUGGAUUUGCUACAAAGAUUCAAGAGAAAUUGAGAAUAAUUGUUGCAGGUGGUGAUGGAACUGCUGGUUGGCUUCUUGGAGUUGUUUCUGAUCUCAAAUUAUCUCAUUCACCUCCAAUAGCAACAGUACCCUUGGGAACUGGAAAUAAUCUUCCAUUUGCAUUUGGAUGGGGGAAGAAGAAUCCCGGGACAGAUUCUCAAUCUGUGAAAUCGUUUUUGAAUGAAGUAAAGAAAGCCAAGGAAAUGAAAAUAGACAGCUGGCACCUCCUCAUGAGGAUGAAGACUCCAAAAGAUGGUCCAUUGGAUCCCAUUGCUCCUCUUGAGCUUCCACAUUCUUUGCAUGCAUUUGGCCGAGUCUCUGAUACAAACGAGCUGAGCGUGGAAGGUUACCAUACAUUUCGUGGUGGGUUUUGGAACUACUUCAGUAUGGGGAUGGAUGCUCAAGUAUCAUAUGCAUUUCAUACUGAGCGAAAGCUGCAUCCCGAAAAGUUUAAAAACCAGUUUUCAAAUCAGAGUACUUAUGCAAAGAUUACCCGUUCACAAGGCUGGUUUUCUUCUUCCCUUUCUCAGUCUUCUUCCCGGAACAUAAACCAAUUUGCAAAGUUGAUGAUCAUGAAAAUCCAUGGUGGUCAUUGGGAAGAGCUCCAAAUUCCUCCAAGCAUCAAGUCAAUUGUGUGCCUCAAUUUGCCUAGCUUUUCUGGUGGAUUUAAUCCUUGGGGAAUGCCAACUAGGAGGAGGCAUAAUGGAGAAUUUACUCCACCAUAUGUAGACGAUGGCCGCAUUGAGGUCGUUGGUUUCAGAGAUGCUUGGCAUGGGCUUGUUUUGCUUGCGCCAAAGGGACAUGGGACUCGUCUUACCCAGGCCCACCGGAUCCGCUUUCUGUUUCACAAGGGUGCAAUCAAUCACACGUACAUGAGGAUCGAUGGCGAACCCUGGAAGCAACCCCUCCCAGUCGAUGAUGAAACUGUCAUGGUGGAAAUCUCUCACCUUCGCCAGGUGAACAUGCUUGCCACGCACGGCUGCAGGUCGAAAAGCAUUAACAAUCCCGUGUCACCGAGCAGCCACGGAGCUGAUGAAGAGGAUUCGGAUGAAGAAGCCCAUGAAUCAGCAGAGUAUAGGAAGUUUGGUGCAGCAGACACAUUUAAGCUCCCGGAAGAAAUUGAUAUUUCUCAGCUUAGUUAA
Messenger RNA from Prunus armeniaca (apricot), 1461 nucleotides. The record is from the annotation of a GenBank genome assembly. Lineage: Eukaryota; Viridiplantae; Streptophyta; Magnoliopsida; Rosales; Rosaceae.